AGCCCGUGACCAGGAACUUGAUGGGCGGGGAUCCCUUGGCAGGCAGCUCACUCGGUUGCCGUCUCUGCCAGCUCUCGUACCGCGGAGCUGAUUUCUCGGAGGCUCCCGGACUACGGCUCUGCGGCAGCAAAGACUGUCACGGAUCCCGCCUCGGUCCUCAGACCGAGCUGCCGCCGCCGUUGUGCUUUGUCCGAGGCCCGGCCGGGAGGAGAAGGGAGGCGCUGACUCCUAAGGGGAGGGGUGGUGGCAUUCGAGGUUUUUCCCAUUGCCCAAGUCUGUCCCUGCUCUUGGAGUGCCAUGCUUCGCUGGGUGCGGGGCUUCGUGCUGCCCGUGGCGGCUUGCCAGGAAACCGAUACCUACAAGCGCUAUGAAAACCUCUUCCAGAAGUUAGACCGCAACGGGGAUGGAACGGUGGACAUCCUUGAGCUGCAAGAGGGCCUGAAAAACCUGGGCAUCUCCCUAGGCCAAGAAGCGGAAGAGAAAAUUUUCAAUGUUGGAGAUACCAAUCGUGAUGGGCAGCUGGACUUUGAGGAGUUUACGAAGUACCUUAAAGAUCAUGAGAAAAAGAUGAAGUUGGCAUUUAGGAGUCUGGACAAGAAUAACGAUGGAAAAAUUGAUGCUUCAGAAGUUGUCCAGUCUUUGAAGAUCCUAGGCAUAAGUAUUUCUGAACAACAGGCAGAGAAGAUUCUUCAAAGCAUUGAUGCUGAUGGGACAAUGUCUGUUGACUGGAAUGAAUGGAGGGACUACUUUUUAUUUAAUCCUGCUGAAAACAUUGAGGAAAUAGUUCGCUUCUGGAAACAUUCUGGGAUUGAUAUAGGGGAUAGCCUGUCUAUUCCAGAUGAUUUCACAGAAGAGGAAAAGAAGUCUGGCCAGUGGUGGAGACAGCUCUUGGCAGGAGGAAUCGCUGGGGCUGUCUCACGAACAAGUACAGCACCUUUAGAUAGGCUGAAGGUCAUGAUGCAGGUGCAUGGUUCAAAGUCAAACAAAAUGAACCUAGUUGGUGGAUUUAAGCAGAUGGUGAAAGAAGGAGGCAUCCUGUCCCUUUGGAGGGGAAAUGGUGUGAAUGUUAUUAAAAUUGCUCCCGAGACAGCUGUUAAAUUCUGGGCAUAUGAACAGUAUAAGAGUUGGCUGACCAAUGAUGGUGCCAAAUUAGGGACCAUGCAGAGAUUUAUUGCUGGUUCUAUGGCAGGAACGACAGCACAGACAUUCAUCUACCCCAUGGAGGUUCUAAAGACAAGGUUGGCUGUAGGCAAAACUGGGCAAUACUCAGGAAUGUUCGACUGUGCCAAGAAGAUUUUGAAGCAUGAAGGCGUGAAAGCCUUUUACAAAGGCUACAUCCCAAACUUCCUCGGUGUCAUCCCCUAUGCAGGAAUAGAUCUGGCUGUUUAUGAGCUGUUGAAGAGUCAUUGGCUAGAACAUUAUGUAGAAGACUCCGUAAACCCUGGGGUAUUUGUACUGCUGGGAUGUGGUACCUUGUCCAGUACAUGUGGCCAGUUGGCCAGCUACCCCCUGGCCCUGGUCAGAACUCGAAUGCAGGCUCAAGCCAUGGUGGAAGGAGCACCCCAGAUGAAUAUGGUUGGCCUCUUUAAGAGAAUAGUUACCCGAGAAGGAAUCUUUGGACUUUAUCGGGGCAUCACUCCUAACUUCAUGAAAGUGCUGCCUGCAGUGAGCAUCAGCUACGUUGUAUAUGAGAAAAUGAAGGAAAGCUUGGGAGUAGUCUGAUUGCACGAAAGCACGUCAGUAUCUAUCUGCGUGUCCCUCGUCCCUUAAAGUCACCAAAGCUCUUUGAGAAGAGAUGAGUCAUGGCCCCAGUGGGAGAAACAUAUCAAACAGCACAUCAAGCGUCUUACCUUAAUUUUGUAUAUGUGAAAAUUUAAAGAUGAAAUUACACUUUUGUUAAGUUCUUUUUAUGUUAAAAAAGUUUGAUAUUCACAGAGCUCAACUCGCCUUUCCUGUUGUCCUUCUCUUGGCUCCUGAAGGCUGCGUCUAAAACAGUCAUUCAAUUAGCUUGAAGUACAAUUGAAGAGAAACUUACUCUCAAGAGUACUUUUCAAAUAUUUACUUUUUGGUCAGCCAGGCUGAUUUAUGUUAUCUUUUGUAUUUAAAUGCCUUAAAAAUUUUUACCAGCUGUGUUUUACAUUUUUUUUUUGUAUAUUUGGAACAUCUUUUGCUGCAACCAUUAGAGGAAAAUAAAACCCAACAGUGCAUUUAAGCUAGUUUAUAAUAAGUAAGCAAGUAGAGUUCUUUUUCUUUAAGCAAAAUAAAAACACAAGGGGAGAGUUGUCAGUGUGAGAAUACCUCCAUUUCUUAUCAUUAUGAAGUAUGGAAGAGUGAUGAAACUAUGCUCAUUUCACUGGUUACCUUUUUGGCUUCAUUUGUAGAUGUUAUUAUGUUAAUAGCUCAUUUUGGUUGUCAUUACUAAAUUUGGAAAGGAAAUCACCAGUAUGAACAAAUCUGCUUAAUAAUGAAGGAAGAGCUCAGUGGGGAACAGCCUUUGAAAUCUUAAAUUCCACUUUUCGGUUCUUUUCUGGAGUAGAAUAAUGUCUCCUUCAUCAGUUUCUUUGCUGUUACUCCUGUCAACCCAAGGAAACAAUAGUGUAUUUUUCAAUAGUUCUUCAAGGUUUAUUAGUGUUUUCAUCACAGCUACCUUGUUAAUGUUGAUAGCAUAUGUUUCAUCAUUUCCAUUUUAUAGAAGUGAAGUGAUUUGCCCGAAGGAGCAGAGGUAAUAAGUGGCAGAACUGGAACUCCAUGCCAGGCUGUCUGAUGCCAGUCAGUUGGUCAGUCAGUGACCAGGCACUGUUAAGCUCUGGGGAUACAAUAAAAGGGGCAAAAACUAUUCUUAUCCGCAAAGAGCAUAUAUUCUAAUGGAGAGGUGAGGUAUAAAUAGGUACAUAAAAGGUAUAUACAGCAUAGAUAGGAGGUAAAUGGAGGCACUGGCAGAUGGGAUUGGAAAAAGAGGGUUCUUACCACAUACUGCUGCCUCCCCAGAAAUGAGUCUAAGUUGUUUUCUGUGUGCCAAGUAAAAUUAUCCAUAUGUCAGGAGCACCAGGUGUUCUUGGCAGCUGAUUCCAAUUCUAGGUACAUUUCAGUGGAACAUGGAUGAUUAACUGUACAGAGAGAAACCCUGGAGCUGCUGUGGCAGCAGCCCACAUCUGUGCUCUGGGACCUAGUGUGAAAUUACUUGCAUUUUGUCUCCAAGCCAUUCAUUGCCAGAAAGGGAGACUGUGGGGCCUGAGUUAUUUACUACAUGUGCAGCCAAUAGCUAGGUACUAAUUUGUUUUUUUAAAAAUUUAUUUAAAAUUUAUGGAAAUAAAACAAGCAUUUACAAUAAAAGAGAAGAUUGCACAUGAAACUGCAGAUCUAGUAUGCACAACUUGCUAUUCCUUUAAAUAUGCCACAGAAUUAUCAUGUAAAUUUCUUUUUUCCCUGUUUCUCCCCUCCCCUGCCCAUAGCUACCAUUAGACACAAAUAGGUAUAUAUAUGUAAAAUUAUCCUGUACAUCUAUUAGUACUUUCUCUGGAUAUAGAUAGCAUCUUUCUUGAUAUGUCCUUUAUAGUUAAUUUGGGCAUUUACAGGCACCAAUUUACAAAGUGAUUCCUAUUUGAACAGUACUUUAGGGCAUAAAAUAUCUGCAUUGUAGUAUCACUGACCUAAAUUUGUGUUCACAAAGCAUUUUUUUUGGCCUUUUUUUUUUCUUUCUGAAAUUUGUUGAAUAAGAUUUACAAAUACUUGUUUGGAGCUUAUAACUCAACUCCCCAAACUUGUAAAUAACAAGCUUGAGGAUUCCUGAUAGGCCCUUUUUUUUGGGGUGGUGGCAGUUGUAAUAAAGCACCUAGACAUGUGAAAAAUCAAGUGCUGCUUAUAGCUACUGUUUGCUUUUCCUUAAUCUACCUCCUGUGUUUUCUGAACCAAAGAGAGCAACAAUGCAUUUGACUUCUACCAGAUGCUUGGGAAGUUUGAUUUGAAAGUAGUUUUCACGAAAAAUUAUUCCUGCUGAAUGUUUCCAUGUCUAGAAUAUAGAUGAGUAUAGAAUGCAGUUGUGUCCUCCGGGAAUUUCCUGGUACCUUGGAAUAAGCCCCAAAUAGCUCAGCAGGAUACACAUUUCAGUCUUUAUUCAUCAAGCAUGAGGAUUGUUCAUUUUGCUAACUUUGACAUAUAUCUAGUUGCUGAAAAAGAAAAACUGCUCAGCUGUCACCAUUUGCCUCUAUAGAGAUUAUCUGAAAUGUGUAAGGAAUGAAAGCGAUUUAUAUGUGCUUCAUCUCUCUCUGGAAAACAUCUGUUUACUUUCAUAAAGCUGGAAUUUUUAGGUAGCCUCUUUCUGGCAUUGAACCAUGUAUUUAUAUUAAAAUGACAAGAAAAAAUUUUUGUUUCU
Trichosurus vulpecula (common brushtail) is the source of this 4372-nucleotide messenger RNA. RefSeq names its product calcium-binding mitochondrial carrier protein SCaMC-1-like. Bases 298 to 1722 code for a protein of 474 amino acids. Gene Ontology annotation, cellular component: mitochondrial inner membrane. The record is from RefSeq and is a predicted model, not a curated record. Gene Ontology annotation, molecular function: calcium ion binding; ATP transmembrane transporter activity. Lineage: Eukaryota; Metazoa; Chordata; Mammalia; Diprotodontia; Phalangeridae. Gene Ontology annotation, biological process: transmembrane transport. The transcript is spliced from 10 exons.